UAAUGCCAGUUUUAUACCGGCAGCCCGAUAUUAAAAGGUAGAGUUUUGAGUGUGGUGCUCCCAGUGCGGUCCGUUACCCCCGACGAGCAGCAGCCACCAUCAGCUGACGGGCCAGUCGGCGUCUCCACCUGCUCCUCCUCCGUACUCUGCUCUGCUCUUCUCCGCUCUCCUCUAGCCGAUCACCUCGAGUCAUGGGACUAGCGCACCACCUGACGAGAGCGGCGUGGCUGCUGUGCGCGCUGGCGGCGGCGGCGGCCUCGUGGUCGGGCGCGUACGGCGCCGGCUACGCGGGCGCCUUCCCCAGCUACGGCCUGGGCCUGGGGCUCGGCUACGGCCGCCUCUACCACCGGCCGGCCGCCGCACAGCCGCUGCUCACCGUGCUGGCCGAGCCGCCCGCCGCCGUCGACAGCACGCUGGUCGCCGUGCCGCUACUGGCCGUGCCCGGGGACCGCAUCCGCGUCCUGCACGACUCCGCCGCCCUCGCCAAGCAGGCGGAGGGGUCGCCCGCGAGGAAGGGCCAGCAGCAGCAGCAGAUGCUGCCGGCGGUGCGCGUGGUGCUGCGCCGGCCGCUGAUGGUGCCGGCGGCGUCGUCGUGCUCGGUGCCGUUCCCCGCCGCCUUCACGGUGCGCCACGGCGGCCGCCGCGUCCCGCUGCGCGUCGGCGCGCUCAUCGCCCCCGUGCCGGCCGCCGCCGCCGCCCCCGCCGCCUCCGCCGCGCUGCACUUCCCCGUGCGCGUGCUGUACGCCGUGCCCGUGCAGCCGCUCGCUCUCAGACCGUUUGUGCCGUACACCCCGAGCCGGCGGCCGGUGCUGCCGCCACUGACGGUGACCGUACUGGACUUCCCCGAGGCGGUGGCCACCCCCAGCUCACUGUUCUACCAGCCGCCCCUGGAGGACGGGCUGGGCAACCGCGAGCCACCGCAGCCCGUGAUCCCUGCCGGAGUCGUGCAGUCGACGGCACCCCAGCCCAACCUCUCCGUCUUUGUCAACUCCAAGGAGUCUCCCAUCCUGCAGGUGUUACGUGAUGAGGCAGCACUCAAUGAAGACCAAGGCAGAGGUGAAUUUGUCAUUGAUGAAGACAACGACUCCAUUGUUGUCAUAGCCCCAAAUUAAUUUUCUAGCUUUUUUUAGUAAGGGAGUAUCACCCUUACAAGACAACACUUAUAUUAACACUGCACUCUAAUGAACAUCUAAAAGUUGAUACCUAUAUUGUUUGGUAACACAUGACAAUGCUGAGGCUGUGAAAAUAUAACCACAAAUUAUUACUACAAAGGAAUUAAUGAAAUAAUAUAAGACCACUGGACAGGACGGCAUGAAAUGGCUCAUUCCGUUCACUGUAUCUGUGUGUAACAUUUUUGUAAUCAUCAUAGUUCAGUUGCUAUGGAUUCUGCCUGCCUACCCUGAGAAGAAACUAAAUGAGAAAAUAUCAGUCACACUCUCCACAAUAAGUUACAUGUUUCUAUUUCAUGAAAUCUUUAUUGUUCUUGGGUACCUUUUAUGUUAUAUAAUUUAUUAACUCUAACUUUUGGAAAUGCAUAAACACUGGAGGAAAAUUACCAAGUGUUUCAUAAUCUUAAAUUUUUAAGUCACUUUUUGUAAAUAAGAAGAAUGUAAUCUCCAAAAGACAUUUUAUGAACCCGUUAUUGGUAGCAAAUUUCUUAUUGUGACUAAAUCAUAUGUAACACAAUUGAGGUAAAAUCAGAUAAGGAGCCAGUGACUAAGUAUACUGCCCCCUAAACAAGAGCACUACAUUUUAUUGGAGUAAUUUGCACGACUGAGUACAAAUGGAUCAAUGAAACAUACAGUUUUGCCUGGGGAGUUCUGGUUCCAAAUUUGUACCACUUCAAGUGCAAUAGUUCAAACACUGAAAGUAAGGAAGGACAAAUGAAAACCCUUUAUCUUACAAAAUCUCUAUUAUUGUGCAAAAUGAUAUGGAUACAUGAAACACUGACGUUACAAUAAUUUAUAAAAUGUAUUAAAACAAAGUAAAAUAUCUGUAUUUUCUGUACUGUUUCAUCUAAGAAAGCUCAACCAUGACUGUUCUCUGCAUUGUCUGUAAUUAUCAUGCAAAUAUGAGAGUGCCAGUGAUAUUAAAGUUACCAUGCCUUACCAUUUUAAAAAUAACAUGUAGCAUAUUGUCAUUUUUAUUACUAAUAAAAUACAGAUCAUAACAA
This is a messenger RNA of Schistocerca piceifrons (Central American locust), 2173 nucleotides long. RefSeq lists its product as uncharacterized. The record is from RefSeq and is a predicted model, not a curated record. NCBI's taxonomy places the organism in Eukaryota, Metazoa, Arthropoda, Insecta, Orthoptera, Acrididae. The transcript is spliced from 5 exons. Bases 192 to 1112 code for a protein of 306 amino acids.